Molecule: messenger RNA, 1435 nt
Organism: Siniperca chuatsi (mandarin fish)
Lineage: Eukaryota; Metazoa; Chordata; Actinopteri; Centrarchiformes; Sinipercidae
Gene: ttc1
Product: tetratricopeptide repeat domain 1
Exons: 9
Coding region: 267-1340 (357 amino acids)
Molecular function (GO): protein binding
Source: RefSeq, a predicted model, not a curated record
UGAAAACUACCGCAAGAAGAAGAUCAAUAACCCUCCUGGAAUAUUCCGCAGACAGUUUGUUUCCAGUCUGGUCACAUUAACAGCUGAUGAGCCGGUUUUGAGAAAGACCCGGACCCGGAGUGGAGCCGGGUCACCUGUAAAAUCAAGAAGAAGAAGAAAAAGAAGAAGAAGAAGAAGAAGAAGAAGAAGAAGUAGUGGGUCAUAGUCCCGGAAGUGAUAUCAGAGUGAGUCCUCGGCAGGCUGACCGGCAUUAGCAGAGCUUCAAUAUGAACAGCCGAGGAGCAGCUGGAAAACCCAGAGAGCAGGAGGAAAAGGAGGAGGAGGACUUCUACGACUGCCAGGAGACUUUGGAACCUCCAUACCAAAGACGGGAGGAAGAGGAGGAGGAGGAGGAGGAGGAGACCCAACAGGAUGAAGGAGGAUCGGAGGACUUUCACAUUAAAACUGACAGACUGACUGAUAGAAGUGACAUCACAGAGAGUGAGGGGGAAGGACAGGAGGAGGCGCAGGGCGACAGGCUGCAGGAGGAGGCGCAGGGCGACAGGCUGCAGGAGGAGGCGCAGGGCGACAGGCUGCAGGAGGCGCAGGGCGACAGGCUGCAGGAGGAGGCGCAGGGCGACAGGCUGCAGGAGGAGGCGCAGGGCGACAGGCUGCAGGAGGAGGCGCAGGGCGACAGGCUGCAGGAGGAUUCAGAUUCAGAGAUGAAGGAGGAGAGCAGCCAGGAGAUGGAGUUUGACGAUGACUACCUGAGGGAGAUGGAGAAGGAGCUGACAGAGGAGGAGAGGGAGAGUCGACGGCAGCAAAGUUUAACUCUGAAGGAAAAAGGCAACAGCCAGUUUAAAGCUGGAGACUGGUUGGAGGCGGAGCAGAGCUACAAGGAGGCGUUGGUUUUAUGUCCGGUUUGUUUCGGCAGAGAGAGAGCUGUGCUGUUCUCCAACAGAGCUGCUGCAAGACUGCACCUGGAUCUGAAGGAUCAGGCGAUCUCAGACUGCACCAAAGCGAUAGAGCUGAAUCCAGAUUAUGUGCGGGCGUUGCUGAGGAGGGCGGAGCUUUACGAGCAGACGGAGAAGCUGGACGAGGCUCUGGAGGACUACAAGAAUGUUCUGGACCGAGACCCGAACCAGACCAUCGCCAGACAGGCCUGCAUGAGGUUACCUCAGCAGAUUCAGGAGAGAAACGAGAAGUUGAAGGAGGAGAUGAUGAGUAAACUGAAGGACCUGGGGAACAUGGUCCUGAGACCUUUUGGACUUUCGACCAACAACUUCCAGGUGAACCAGGACGCAGACACCGGCUCUUACUCCAUCAACUUCGUCCAGAACCCAAACAACAACAACAGAUGACAUCACAGCCCACAGUGAUGACAUCACAGCCAGCGCAGUAACAUGUAUAUGAACCCGUGUGUGUUCAGAGGAAAAUAAAAGCUGAUUGAUUUGUU